This is a messenger RNA of Euleptes europaea (tarantolino), 609 nucleotides long. RefSeq names its product G protein signaling modulator 3 (gene GPSM3). The transcript is spliced from 4 exons. The record is from RefSeq and is a predicted model, not a curated record. The coding region runs from base 1 to 573 and encodes 190 amino acids. Gene Ontology annotation, molecular function: protein binding; GTPase regulator activity. Gene Ontology annotation, biological process: regulation of inflammatory response. NCBI's taxonomy places the organism in Eukaryota, Metazoa, Chordata, Lepidosauria, Squamata, Sphaerodactylidae.
AUGGAGCAUGAAAUGGAAGUGAUGGAAGAAGGAGAGCGGCUGUUGGGUAAGCAGCCUGAGAAAGAAGCAGCAUGGGAACAGGCUUCCUUGCGAGAAAGUGCCAGUGUCCUGCUGAACCAGGGUGCUGUCCUGUGUCCCAGACAGAGAUCUCGACGGCGGCACGAUCCUGCGCGGCCCUGGAAGUCCCUGCCUCCCACUCCAACGGGAGACCUAGAGGCAGAUCCACCAGUUUUCUCCUCCAUGACCUCUCUCCAGGCUGAGGAGUUCUUCGAUAUGGUGGCGAAAGCUCAGGCCCGGAGGCUCAACGACCAGCGGGCUGAUUUUGCAGGGCCUGAAGGCACAAGCGGAGGAGAGAGUGUCGCUGUCUCGGAGGACCAACUCUAUGACACUAUCUUGGCUCAUCAGAGCCAGCGUCUGGAGGACCAGCGUACGGAGCCGCCUAUUCCGGUGGGUAUCCAGGGGCUGCUGGAUUUGCUGCUCAGAGCUCAGGGGACCCGGAUGGAAGACCAGCGAUCGACUCUUCCCCCUGGCCUCGCUGCGACAAGUUGUUUGCCUUCCCCAGCCAGAGUAUGAAUCCGUCUGAACCCUUCUCUGAAUAGCUGUGAUUCU